AUGACCAAACAUGAGCCAGGUCGUCAAUUACCUAAUGGGGCUAACGAUGUGUUACGUAGACGAACUGCUGUAUGUGCCGGAUAUAGUAACCUGUUUGAUGCGCUGGCACAUAAAGCUGGACUCAGAGUCUGGCAAGUUACUGGCCAAGCUAAAGGUGCUGGAUAUGAACCGGGCGAUCCAAUUAAAAACCAUCCUCAUGCUUGGAAUGCUGUUCUCCUUGACGGCGAAUACCUAUUGAUAGACUCAACCUGGGGAUCAGGAAGCGUCAACAACCAAACCUUUACGCGGGCCUUCAAACCAUUUUAUUUUCUUAUCUCUCCAAUGAAAUUGAUCUACUCUCAUUUCCCAGAUAAACCGUCUGAACAAUAUAUAUAUCCGCCUAUUUCUUUGUCAACUUUUAGAGAUAUGCCUCAUGUUAAAGCCGAUUUCUUUAUAGCGGGAUUGCAAUUCGUAAAGUUUCCGCCGGCUGUGAUAGAGGUACAAGAUGAUUGGUUUGUAGUUCAACUUGAGUGGUGCGCUGAAGACGAUGGGAGUUGGUUAAUGGGUAAACUGGAAUGGUAUGGGCAGGCUGUGGAGGUUUUGGUGCAGAGAAUGGAAGGACGUGGGGAGAGGGGUGGAAGGAUAUAUAACAUGUAUUGCGGAAUACCAAGCAGUGGAGAAGGCAAGCUAAACUAUUUCGUUUUGCCAAAGAGUGGGAGCGGUCCCUUAGCCGGUGCAUUUAAGGUAAUAAACCAUGGCACAGGUUCCAGCUAUCGCCCAUUUGUGCAAACAUAUUCCGUUCCUUUUACCUUUUCGAUACUCUCGCCAGUCUAUCAAACAAUCACUAUUAACCGCAAAGUACGUUUUGAGAUACUAAUAUUCACGGACGAUCAAAGUACUCUUCCUGAUUUUUGUGUCAUGGAUCCAUCAUCAGCCAGACGGGAACGAAUGGAAAAGCUUCGGUUUGAUGAGGAAGAGAGAAGCUAUUUGUUUGCUAGUGAAAUAAAAAUAGACAGCAAGGGACAAUGGAAACUGGCUUUUGCCAAUGGUGGUCAAGGCUAUUUUAGUUUUGUUGCUGUUUAUGAUGCUGACAGGUAA
Molecule: messenger RNA, 1077 nt
Organism: Paraglomus brasilianum
Lineage: Eukaryota; Fungi; Glomeromycota; Glomeromycetes; Paraglomerales; Paraglomeraceae
Source: the annotation of a GenBank genome assembly